This is a messenger RNA of Dromaius novaehollandiae (emu), 2621 nucleotides long. RefSeq names its product transmembrane protein 273 (gene TMEM273). Bases 72 to 386 code for a protein of 104 amino acids. The transcript has 6 exons. The record is from RefSeq and is a predicted model, not a curated record. NCBI's taxonomy places the organism in Eukaryota, Metazoa, Chordata, Aves, Casuariiformes, Dromaiidae.
UUUUAAAGACACUGCAAAAGAGCUAAAUCCAGAGAAUUUCGGUGAAACCACUCCAUUGCCAAAACCUCAGAAUGAUCUUACUAACAAGCUGGAUAUCAGUCCUAACAACAUUUCUUCUUUCCUUACAUUUCUGGAGAGCAAAGGUCUAUGCCUCUGGAAAUUCAGAGGAGGAAAUAGAUUUCACAUAUGUUAUCAUAGGAGUUACUCUGGGAACCUUUCUAUCAGUUGCUUUUGUAGCAGUAAUAAUCUGUAUGAUCAGAAAAAAUAUGCUUGACAAUGCCUUUGGAGAAUCAGAUGGCAAAAUGGAUAGAAGGUCAAAUAUGGGAUCAAGUCAGAACAGAGAAGAUGCCAACAUAUCAGGGCAAAAAAGUACAAAUGAUCAAUAAUCCUUUUGCAAUCAACAGUUACCUAGUCUGAGGAUCAAUGGAAGUCUCUUGGCCACAGGCAGGAAUCUCACCAACAGCAAUUCCUUUGCUUGUUCUGUAAUUGAAAGACUGACUGAUUGAUUACAGGAAGAGUUUACAGUGUAUACUAACUUCAGUCAUCUGCGCACAAAAAGCCUGCAAUCCCCAAUACUACGGAUAUGAACAAAAUGUAUGAGGAAAAUAGAAAAGAUGACAUCUGCUCAUUAAUAGGCCCUGUUUAGCCUGGGAUAAGUAUAUGAUUGAUUUCUAAAAUCAAUUAAAUCCAGAGUAUUCAAAAAGCUAGCAAUACAUUUCAACAGAAUUCAUAGCCACACUCAUACUUCCAGUAAGGCAAAUCAUGAAUGAAGUGACUCAGAAAAUCAGUCAUCUGAGGUCAAGCAAAGCAAGAUUUCUCAAGUUUUUCAGGAAAAAAGUUUUGCGUUGAUCUAAAAAUAUUUCAUUCACGCUAAAGUGAUAUCUCUUUUUAGCUUUAGGAUUGGCUUAUUUUGUUUAACUUUAGGCCAUGAUGCUAAUUUCAGUCACUUCAAAUGAACUGGGGUCAUUUAAAAUGAAAAAUAUCACUUUGAAGUUUUAACAUUUUGAUUUUAGAACCUUGAAAUCAAAACAGUUUUUUAUACCCCAGAUAAAAAGUUUCUGGACAUCUGAAAUGAAACAUUUCAUCUCAACAUUCUACAAACGAGCUAAGCGGACAUUUCCAAAGUCACCCUAUCCUUAUUUUUAAUAUAAAAUAAUUCACUCAGAUAAAUAAAUUCAAUCAGAACUAAAUCCAGCCUCCCACCCCUCCAUUCUUGUUUUAGCUUCGUAUAUUCUGUUGAGUCUGUAUUCAUCAAAACUGCUUUGCCCAGCUCCAAUUACAAGCCCUUUACAGGACGAGUGACAAGAAGAAAAAUGAGAGCUUUGUCUCAGAACAUUUUAAAUAGUUUAAAUAAUUUUAAAUUGAUUAAACCCACACUAUUUUGUAAACACACCCCAACUUUUACAAAAAGGCUAUGGUCUUCAUCUCAGUUAAGAAAAUAACUCUAUAGAUGCAGAUUCUUCCUAUUCCGUUGGUUGUAAGCCACUUCUUUCAAAAGUUCAGCAAUUCACCUAAAUGCUUCAUCAUAACAGAUAUUAUCAUCACAAGGUUCAAGAAAAGCAGCAAGUUUUUUGUGUUUCAAACCAGGAUUUACUUUCAGCUCCUAAAGACAGGGCAGCACGUGUCCGCUGCGGGUGCCCUGGGAGCAGAGCUGGCACAACGUGCAUGCCGAGCGGCCUCUGCUGUUCUCACCACUCUCAGAAAACCCAGCAGGAGCCAGAGGCUUGAAAGACUCAGGUAGAUGGCUUGCACAAAAUUAGAUAAUGUCACAAUAUUGCACAUAGCUGCAAUACAUUCUGCAUUGCAGGAUGACUCCAAAGGGGACAUGCUAUUUUACUGAAUCUCUAGCCAGAUCUGAAGACCACAAACUGUAAAUAAAUCUAAGCUUUUAGCUCAAGUUGCUAUCUGUGGGCAUGUGGAUUUUUUAAUCUGUCAUCUAGCAUCCGUUCCUAAGGUUAACUUGUGAGUCAGUUUCUCCUCGCAGUUACACUAAUCUCAAAUCAAAAUAAAUUAAUUUUUUUCCAGUUCUUUGCCACCAUAAUAUAGCAAAAGUCAUUCAAUUUAGGAAAAAAGUGAUUGUUAAACUGAAGUCCAACCUGGAAGCUGUGUGUCUUAUCAAGAAAUAUGACUUGAAAAAAAUGUGGAAACCCGGGCCCCCAUCCAAUAAUCAACUUUCAGACUGUGAACAGCCGCAGUUAGCCCCACAGGCUAGAGGCAGAGCUGAUGUGCUGAGCCAGGGGCUUAGGGUCAGCGCACUGCCAGAUCAUAAGAACAGAUAUCUCAAGAUUUUGUUUCUAUGAAGAAUAAACUACCAACUUGUUAUUGUAACUGAAAAGAUUUUUUUUUCUGAGUUUAGCAAACCAGGUAAUUUUCCAAAUGUGAAAAGGAAGGUAUGUUAUAUUUUCCCCCAUAUUUUAGAUAACAAGAUGUAAAGUUUAUUUCACAGAAAAGUGAUAUAUUGGAAUGAUUUGCCUGUAUUCCCUAGGUGUCUGUUACCCAAUUCAGUAACACUGCAGUUCAUUAGCAGCAUUUGCUAACAGAUAAACUAAAGCUGUAAUGUGAUACUUGUAAGUAAUUGUGUAUGCGUACAUGUGUAAGUGAAUAAACCAUCUUGUAAGGUA